ACCUGUCUAGUUUAGUCUCUUCUGUUUGUUAUUUGGUCUAUCUCCUUUUCUUUUCGUGGGGUGCUUUCUUCAUUAUGUGAUUGACUCAUAUCCAAACACUAGCAGAGCUCCAAAGAAACAAAUACUUAAAUCCAGCAAUGAUAAUUACUGUAGUCUAACAGUAUGGGAACCCUAAAUUAAAGUAAUUCGCAUUGACAUCAAGAGUCAGUUACAUUGGAAAAAGAAAGUGAUACCCUGUCUAUCAAACCUCCAUUUCUUUCUCUUUCCUCUUCCCGCACAUCUUUGACUUUUAUGCUAACUCUUUUGCUUUUACUCCCCUUUUUCUUCCUUUUUCUCUCCUCGCAACCACUGUCUCCCUCUUUGAAAUGCUCUCUCACCCCAUCCCGUCCUGCAUCCCAUAAACUCACCCCUUUCCCGACCCCUUCCCUCUCUAUCGCUCUGCUUUCCUCCUCUUCCUCUCUCUUUUUUUGCACUUUUUCUCCCAUAGACAGCAGUGACAGUGACCUCGAGCUGUCCACGGUGCGACAUCAGCCUGAGGGUCUGGAGCAGCUGCAGGCUCAGACCAAAUUCACCAAGAAGGAGCUGCAGUCCCUUUAUAGGGGCUUCAAAAACGAGUGCCCAAGUGGUUUGGUUGAUGAGGAAACUUUCAAGACCAUCUACUCUCAGUUCUUUCCCCAAGGGGAUGCCACCACAUAUGCCCACUUCCUUUUUAAUGCAUUUGAUCUUGACAGAAAUGGCUCGAUUCGUUUUGAGGACUUUGUGAUUGGUCUGUCCGUGUUGCUGAGAGGAUCUGUCACUGAAAAGCUCAACUGGGCUUUCAACCUUUAUGACAUCAACAAGGAUGGAUACAUCACUAAAGAGGAGAUGCUGUUAAUCAUGAAGUCAAUCUACGACAUGAUGGGCAGGUAUACCUACCCCAGUGUGAGAGAUGAAGCUCCAUCUGAACAUGUGGAAAAGUUCUUCCAGAAAAUGGACAGAAAUCGAGAUGGUGUGGUCACUAUUGAGGAGUUUAUUGAGACCUGUCAGAAGGAUGAAAACAUCAUGAACUCCAUGCAGCUCUUUGAAAAUGUGAUAUAGGACGGGAGUGGAGCGAUCCAAAGCUAAAACAGCCCUCAAAGCCCCAAUCCAGUUCUCUCUACGUCUAUAUACCAAACUAGCACAGCAAUCACUCUCUGUCUUGUCCUGUAGCACUACUCCCAUGCCUGCUGCACUCCGUAGAAUCGUAUAGACCAACACAUAGCCGAUAGUAUGGCGUCACAGUUUGUACUUCACAGCAGGACUACUUUUAAAAAGAAAAGCCUGGACGGCUGGGAUCCUUCCAGUUGCUAAAUACCGGUAACCGUGUGGUGGAACUUUCUGAUCAGAAUGAGCAAAUGAAGUAGCAAAGCCACGUUUUGUAUCACUGGUUGAUGGAUUCCAAUGGGCUCUCUAACAUCCAGAUAAAAACCAUCACCACUCUGGACUGCUAUCUUCUGCCUUCUGAUUAUGAAUGAGGGAGAUUACAAGACUCAAUCUCAACCUUCCAGAUACCAUAGUUUGAACGAGAGUACAGUAACUAUGGAUUUCAAGGGAUCCAAAGGAAGGUCCAGCACCAAUUCCGAUUGAAGCACACCAGAGACUACACGUAAAAGUCACCAAAAGAACAAAAUAAAUGUGAUGAAAACCGACCUGAAGCAUGCCUGUCCAAAUAUGUGAGAUAUUUGUGAUUUUCUUGCAUGGAGACUGACAAAGUUGUACAUUUUCUUCCUUGUAAGCCAGUAGGUCCCACAGAAGACCAUAAGCAAACUAAAGCAACUGUAUGCAUGAAGUUACGUAGUGUACCAGUGUUUAUAAGUUCUGCUCAAACCUGUAUUGCACAUAUCAGUGGGGCCAGGGUGAUUUGUUUGGUCACAUUUGAUUCUUGCACAGCAAUGAGGUAUAUUAAAAGUUAUAUUUACACUAUAGGCAUUUUAGAAGUAUAGAAGUAUGUGUUUUAUUUUCAGAAAUGUAUUUAUUUGUCAGGCGGCAUCUAAUGGAAUGCAGGGUUUGGCCAUGAACGGACAUGUCCAGAUUAUUAAAAAUGUGGUUUACAAGUU
Sinocyclocheilus anshuiensis is the source of this 2075-nucleotide messenger RNA. Its product is annotated as calsenilin-like. The transcript has 7 exons. The record is from RefSeq and is a predicted model, not a curated record. Gene Ontology annotation, cellular component: nucleus; voltage-gated potassium channel complex. Gene Ontology annotation, biological process: regulation of potassium ion transmembrane transport; negative regulation of transcription by RNA polymerase II. Gene Ontology annotation, molecular function: potassium channel regulator activity; calcium ion binding; DNA-binding transcription repressor activity, RNA polymerase II-specific. Bases 292 to 1077 code for a protein of 261 amino acids. NCBI's taxonomy places the organism in Eukaryota, Metazoa, Chordata, Actinopteri, Cypriniformes, Cyprinidae.